AUGGACAUAUCAGAUGCAAAAGAUUUAGAUGAAGAUGAGCCAGUUGUAGAAGAGGCUCCUGCUAUGAAACUUGCUAGAAGGGAGAUAAGUGAAAGUGACACAACUUUUGUAGACUAUUUAUCAGAGGGGGGAGAUGAGUUAAGGGAGAUAAGACUAAGGAAGAUUGAGGCCAAGAAACUGCCUAAAACUGCUAAACAGCCUACACUUGUUGGAUUGGUAUUCCGGGGUCAUAAUGAGAAGAAAGAAUCAAGUAACAGAGGUAAUAUCCUUGAACUUUUAGAGUGGUUAGCUAAAUAUAAUGAAAUAGUUAGAGAGGUGUUAAAACGAGCUCCUAGAAACCACAAAAUGAUCGCCCCUUCGGUUCAAAAAGAUCUGAUAAACUCUUGUGCAAAAGAAACAACUAGUCUUAUUGUGGAGGAUGUUGGUGACAAUUACUUUGCAAUUUUGGUAGAUGAAUCUUCUGAUGUAUGCCACAAAGAACAAAUGGCUUUAUAUUUGAGAAAAGAAAUGUUGAGAGAAGCUCAGGCUCAACACGUUUUACAAGUCUUGGAUGAUGAUGAACUUCAAAGUGGAAAAGGUAAAAACCAAGAGCUUGGUUUGGUAAGACCAUAUGACACUCGUUGGGGAUCUUAUUACAAAUUGCUUGCAAAUGUUGUUGACUUGUAUCCAGUGAUAUGUAAGGUUCUUGAUAACAUCGAGGAAAAUUCUUCGGUUGGUGAAGACAAGGCUAAAGCAGAUGCUGCUAGUUAUGCAAUCGAGUCUUUUGAUUUUAUUUUCAUGGUCCUGCGUACCGCUGAGAGGGUACAUCAUCAGGAAGAAAAAAGCGUGGCCAACUACACACCACAAACGCCUAAAGAGUUUCCAAGUAUUGAAUUGCACCGGCUUGAUGAUCAACUUGACCUCUUCAUUAAUGACAUGAGAACCGAUGAGAGCUUUACAGGAUUAAAGGAUAUCCGGGAACUUUGUAGGAAACUUGUGGAAGUAAAUAAACAUGGAACUUUUGAUCAUGUCUACUUACUUAUAAAGCUAGUGCUCAUCCUUCCGGUGGCUACUGCAAGUGUGGAAAGAGCAUUUUCGGCAAUGACAUAUGUGAAGAACAAGUUGCGUAAUAGAAUGGGUGAUCAACUUUUGAACGAUUGUUUAGUCACUUUUAUAGAGAAAGAUAUUUUCUCUGAAACUAGUGAUGAUAACAUUUUGUAA
Molecule: messenger RNA, 1200 nt
Organism: Erigeron canadensis
Lineage: Eukaryota; Viridiplantae; Streptophyta; Magnoliopsida; Asterales; Asteraceae
Exons: 6
Coding region: 1-1200 (399 amino acids)
Molecular function (GO): protein dimerization activity
Source: RefSeq, a predicted model, not a curated record